This is a messenger RNA of Colossoma macropomum (tambaqui), 2074 nucleotides long. It is a transcript of the gene cavin4a, whose product is annotated as caveolae associated protein 4a. Gene Ontology annotation, biological process: regulation of gene expression. NCBI's taxonomy places the organism in Eukaryota, Metazoa, Chordata, Actinopteri, Characiformes, Serrasalmidae. The record is from RefSeq and is a predicted model, not a curated record. The transcript is spliced from 2 exons. The coding region runs from base 3 to 1154 and encodes 383 amino acids. Gene Ontology annotation, cellular component: caveola; cytoplasm.
GUAUGUGUGUACGUGGGUGGGGGCUGUCUGGCAGGACAGGUCUUUGCGUUUGCAACAGUCAGUCUUCUUCUCCAGGUCCCACAGCCUGGCUGAUUUCCUGCCCACCAGGGUCUGUGUGUGUGUGUAAGGACUUACCCUCUCCAAACUACCAGCAGUCUGUGAGUUGUGUGUUGGAGAUGGAGAAGAGAGGAGAUAUCAUGUUGGGCGUUGAAGAUGAGUCUGGUCAGCCAGUGUCAGCACUGUCGAUCCUAUCCCUGCUAGAACGCGUCUCUACCAUCAUCGAUGGUGUGCAGGCCAGCCAGCAGCGCAUGGAAGAACGCCAGCAGCAGCUCGAGACAUCCGUAACUGCUGUCCAAUCAGAGCUCCUCAAACUGGCCCAGGACCAUGGAGCCACAGCGAGCACUGUGGACAAGUUGCUGCAGAAGGCCCGGCGUGUGAGUGCUCAUGUAAAGGAGGUGCGUUCACGUGUGGAGAAACAGAAUGUCCGCGUGAAGAAAGUGGAGACCACGCAAGAUGAACUUCUCACCAGGAACAAGUUCAGAGUUGUCAUCUACCAGGGUGAGACUGAAAUGCCGUCUGUUGCUGUGACAAAGACCCCUAAGGGGGCAGGGCUUGCCAAUGUGGAGGUGGAGCCUGAUGAAUAUGAGAUCCCUGCAGACCUUUCUUCUGAUGAGGAAUAUAUGGUGGUGGAGGAGGCGGAGUCGUCACGGGCGGCACGUCUGAAACAGACAGGCUUGAAGGGGAUAGAGAACAUCAAAGCGGCGUUCUCCAAGGAGAACAUGAGUAAGACCCGUGAAAGAACCCGUGAGAACCUCAGCAAGACUAAGGAGAGUCUGAGCAAGACAGGACAGACUCUGGGCACCAAGUUCAACAACCUAGGUGAGAAGAUCAUUCCCUCUGAGCAGCGGGAGAAGAUGCGUCAGAGUGGCGAGAGGCUGAAGGAGAACAUUGCAAAGAAAGCUCCCAGCAUCAAACUCAAAAAGGAACGUGCUGUCGCUGAGGGCGAGGAAGGAGCUGAGGCGGAGGCUGCUGUGACCCCACCCAAAGGCAGGAAGUCCAACCCAGAGGUCACCUACACAGAGGUUGUCACAGAGAGCAAACGGGAGGGUCCUGUGUCUGAGGAAGGAGCCACCCGUAUUCCGGAGAAAGAGUAGAGCAGGUUCCCCGUGGAUACAGAAGAGAAAUGCGGAAAAUGGUGGAGGAGGAGGAAGAGAUAGAGGGAGAACAGGAGUGUGAGAAAAUGAGAUAGCAUUGUACAAAUGAAAUUAGGUGCUUAAGAAAGAGAACGAGUAUCAGAGGUCAUAAGUGAGAGAGAACUAGACUGUGUGUGUGAGCGUGUGGAUGUAAUUACCCAGUUCACAAGAAAUAUCCUGGUUAAAACCUUUUAGCUUAAAUCCCACUGUGAACGCAUUACAGAGGUGUCAAACUCAGUUCCUGGUCGGACACAGCUUUGCAGAAAUUAGGGUUUUCCCUCUUCUAACACUCUGAAUUCAGUUAAGAUAAGUUGAAUUAGGUGUAUUUAAUGAGAUUUAGAGAAAGCUAAACUCUGCAGUGCUGUGGCCCACAAAGGCUGGAAUCUGACAAUGAGAGUCAGUCAGUGAGACAACAGUUGUUUGUGUCAUAGUUCCCAAAAUCAGGAAUAAUUCCCAAUCCUGGGGGACCACAACAUUGCCAAAAUCAAUGUUCAUCACUCCCAGCCUUAAACUGAACACAAGCCCAAUCCACCUCAUAAAGCCCUUGAUAAUUAUCCUGUGAGUUGAAUUAACUGUGCUGAAUCAACAAGAAUACAGAGCUGCACAGAAAUCAUGGAAUUGUUUUAAUGUCUAAUUGAUGUCUGUGAGAUUUGGUGUGUAUGAGAGAGAUCAAGAGAAAAUGAGAGAGGAAAUGUCUGCUUGUUUAUCCAGUUAGGAGCUUACUUGAGAGGAUUUUAGUAGAAAUGUAAAGCCAGUAAAUGACAUCUGUAUGGAAAAGGAGAGUUAUUUUAUUCCUUCACUUUUUUCUGUUUUGCGCUGCUUUCACAGUCUUGGGUCUGCAUUAAGUUUUUCUAUGAUUAAAGUCACAUUUAUGAAUACAA